Suricata suricatta (meerkat) is the source of this 5655-nucleotide messenger RNA. It is a transcript of the gene BNIP2, whose product is annotated as BCL2 interacting protein 2. The record is from RefSeq and is a predicted model, not a curated record. Gene Ontology annotation, cellular component: cytoplasm. The transcript is spliced from 11 exons. Gene Ontology annotation, biological process: apoptotic process. Lineage: Eukaryota; Metazoa; Chordata; Mammalia; Carnivora; Herpestidae. Bases 254 to 1225 code for a protein of 323 amino acids.
CUUCCGCCGGGGCGGCGCUCUGCGUCCGGGUCAGCUGUUGCCGCUGCAGCUGUAGCCAGGGGACGGGGCCAGGGUCUCCACUGCCGUCCGAGGGGAGCGGGCUCCUCUCGGCGCUACCUCCUGCGACCUGGCCGUCAGCCCUACGUCGCCGGCCUGGAGGGGCGAAGAAGACGAGGGGGCCAAGGCUUCCUCUGGGGACAUUGGCUCUCUGGAUUUUCAGGAGUUUGUAGUUGAUAUCGAAUCUAAGCUGAGGAUGGAAGGUGUGGAACUUAAGGAAGAAUGGCAAGAUGAAGAUUUUCCAAUACCUUUACCAGAAGAUGAUAGUGUGGAAGCAGAUACAUUAGCUAUAACUGGACCAGAGAGCCAGCCUGAACUUAAUGGAAAUAAAGUAAGAAAGAAACUCAUGGCGCCAGACAUUAGCCUGACCCUGGAUCCUAGCGAUGGCUCUGUGCUGUCAGAUGAUUUGGACGGAAGUGGGGAGAUUGACUUAGAUGACCUGGACACGCCAUCGGAGAACAGUGAUGAAUUUGAGUGGGAAGAUGAUCUCCCAAAGCCCAAAACUACUGAAGUUAUCAGGAAAGGCUCGAUUACCGAAUACACGGCAGCGGAGGAGAAAGAAGAUGGCCGGCGCUGGCGCUUGUUCAGAAUCGGUGAGCAGGACCACAGGGUUGAUAUGAAGGCGAUUGAGCCCUACAAGAAAGUUAUCAGCCACGGAGGAUAUUACGGAGAUGGAUUAAAUGCCAUUGUUGUGUUUGCUGUAUGUUUUAUGCCUGAAAGUGGUCAGCCCAACUAUAGAUACCUGAUGGACAAUCUCUUUAAGUAUGUUAUUGGCACUUUGGAGCUGUUAGUAGCAGAAAACUACAUGAUAGUUUAUUUAAAUGGUGCUACAACUCGAAGAAAAAUGCCCAGUCUGGGAUGGCUCAGGAAAUGCUAUCAGCAAAUUGAUAGAAGGUUACGGAAAAACCUAAAGUCACUAAUCAUUGUACAUCCCUCAUGGUUCAUCAGAACACUUCUAGCUGUUACAAGACCCUUUAUUAGCUCAAAAUUCAGCCAAAAAAUUAGAUACGUCUUUAAUUUGGCAGAACUAGCGGAACUUGUCCCCAUGGAAUAUGUUGGCAUACCAGAAUGCAUAAAACAGUAUGAAGAAGAAAAGUUAAAAAAGAAACAAAAAAGAGUUGAUCAAGAGCUUAAUAGAAAACAGGAUGAACCGAAAAGUGAACAGUAAGUUUGGCGUCUAGUCCAGACAAGACUGAAGAAUGUGCUGAUGAAGCAGUGCUCUCUUUUUGCAUUUAUAAUGCAUUUAUUGGCCCUGAUUUUUAUGUAACCUGUUACAAAAUUGACUUGAUUCUUCCUUAAUGGACUUUUGUAUAAGGGACUGUUCACUGCUGUAUUGGUUUGCAAAUCUCUUGAAUUUAGCUCUUUAUUAGCUAAUUAUAUUGUACUCAUUUUAUAUUUUAUAUUGCUAAAUAGCAGAGAACCACACUUUAUAUAAAGCAGUUUCUGCAUUUGUUUGUUGAAUGAUACAUCUUCCUCAGUAAAAUAUUUAUAUGCCUAAAUGGUAAAGGAAAGAGAUAAUAUAUAUUUUUAUGUUUCUGAGCAAUAUUUUUUAAUGUAUACCUGUCUUGUGGAAGAAUAUGCAGGUAAAUGAGACCAUGAUUUGUAAAGUGCAUGUUUGAAUUUUUGUUUCUUAUAGAUGGUUAGUUACAUUUCCUGGGUGACUUGCAAAAUAGAGUUGCUCAUAAGAUGAGGGACAGUUAAACUGGUUCUCAUGAAUACCCAAAGGUCAUGUUCAUAAUCUAAGUCGAUUAAUACUAUCCUAAGCUUUUUUCUCUUUUAAUAAAUAUCGUUUAAUUCAGAAGCGCAAAUACAAAUGUAUUGCACACUUUUUCCUUUUUAAACUUUAAAGACAAGUCAAAAAGCCAUUUUUAGAACUAGACUUCAGAGACUAAGAAUUGGGAUUUAUAUAUAUGUAUAUACGGGACAUUUUAUCUUCUGGCCAAAAGCCAGAACUUUACUACAAAAAGUUUAGGUUUGUUCACUAAUGUGAAAUAAGCUGUGUGUCCAGGGUAUCACUGUCCAGAAUUUGUGGGUGCAGUGUAGUAUUCAGAGAAUGUGAUGAGUUCUUCACUGUCACUGUUUUUCUGUAGAAAAUAGGGGCUGCUUUUUUAACUGCUCUCAAUGUGGGCACUUUACCAAAAUACUUUAUCAGUUAUUUAAACUUGAUAGUAAGUUAGUGUUUAACCUAGUCAGAUAUUGUGUGUAUUCACAUUUUCUUUUGAAUCAUGUUGACAGUACUGUAAAACUAAGUUAUUUUGUAAGUCUUAGAGCAUCACUGCAUUAUGCUGUUUGGGUUGACAUGUUUAAUAUAAGCGUGUAAACUUUUGUUUAAUUUGGUUAAGUACCUUGACUCUAUUAAAAUACGCCAUACUUAGGGGCCUGAACAGAACUUAAUUGCCCACAAAAUCGUGUCAUAUACUUGUGUGACCCAUUUGGAAAGCUUGGUAUCCUCCAAAUUUGAGGGUCCUCUGGGCCUUCCUACCAGGCAGUUGACUAAGGAGUGUCCUAGAGUAGCAAACUUGAAGUGGAGGAGAGCUAAGCUUUUAGGCUUUCUUCUGUCCCAGACUGAACACACAUGUGGCUCUCACCAUUGCCAUUUUUAGUGUGAAGUUUAUAUUACAAAGAGUAUUUUCCAUUACAUUUUGUCCUUCUCAGUUAUAAACUUGGCCUGCUAGACCUAAGUCCAGUCCUGGAGGCUUCCCAGGAUGAGAUGCUCCUCAGCAGCCUUCUGAUUCUGCUUGGAUCCAGCAGCUGUAGGCAGACCCUGAACUAAUGUCAUCCUGGCAAAUAAAGCCAAAACCAUUAUCGCUUGCUGCAACCUUAGAAACAGUUUGUGUUGAAAAAGCAAACUAACAAUAACAACUUAGGCAUUCCUUCUGGAGUAACCAUAUGAGAAUCGUGAAUAAACAAUCAUUGAACUUAAUUGUGAUUAGAGUCUAUAUUUGUAGAGCUCUUUAAGUAGUCUUUCAUCUAUAAAAGUUUUCAGUUUCAGCAUUUAAUUAUGUUCAUUCACUUUUGCUUUUGAAAGCACUUUCCUCACUACGGGUACAGGUUGUAGCAAAAGUGGUGCAUGUUCUUAAGUAUUUUUCUAAAGUACAACUGGCCCAUCAUCUAUGAGAAUAUUAAAAUUCAGAGGGAACAGUGUUAACAACUGGGGUCAAACAAAAGGGAUAUGGUGUGAAUUGCUAGAUUAAAACAUACCUUUCUAACCUACACCUUAAUGGAGUCUGGUAUAGAGAUGUGCACCAUAAUAAAUGUUUCACAACCCUAAGGCCUAAGAUCAUUACUAGUAGGUUAUUAGAGGAAAAGCAUUUACUAAGUUCAUUAUUAGUAAUUUGUCAUUGUGUGACAGUUCCCCCAUAUCAUUCAAUUUUAAUUUUCCAUUACUGAUUAAAAUGAAAGUAACUAUAAUUGUAUUAUUUCCUCUUUCUCAUGGGGUCAUGGAUAUAACUUAACUGGUUUAAUUUUAUUUUUGUCACUAUAUUUUGUUGUACUUAGGCCCUGAGUGCCUCUUUGUCAAAAGUUUCUCAUAUAAAAAUCUUUUGGUUGUGUUCUGCUUGGUCGUAUUCCUAAGUAGCACCAAGGAAAGACGCUAGAUUGGCUUCACAGUCUAAGCUUUAAUAGCCGUUAACUCGAGUGGGAACUUGUGGGGGGGAUGUGAUUCUAAGUAAGCCCUAGCAGGGUACUUUGAAAGGAAGAUAACAAAACAAGGAAGUAAGAGAAAAGAACCUAUAAUGAGGUGCCCUCAGGUGUCUGUAAAGGGCAGUGCCGUGUGGGGCAGCUCUUGGCACCCUGCGUAGGCUUUCUUGUAUCCGACAGGGAAGCGUGCAGGCUGCACAGAGCAUACGUGAGAAAGAAGACUGGAAUGCAAGGGACAAAGGCUGGUAGCACCCGGAAUGAGAAUUUAUCUUUUCCUCUGCUUUGUCUCUUCAUACAGAAGCAAAUUUGAACAGAGAGGGUCAGCAGUGGCAGUGCUCAGAUUAAAGUUUAGGACUAGGUUAGUUUUUUAUAUUUUAUAGGGUUGGCAAACAUUAGUGUAAUCUUCCGAAGUGGACAUCACUAUUUAGUAACUGUAGUGAGUCCUGAAAUUUGCUGAUUGACAAGUAUACAUCAGUAGCUAGAAUUUCUUCCACUGUAAUUUCAGAAUUUGAAAAGGUAAGGGAUCUGCUUUAUAAUAGAGACUUCUUGUAGAUGACUAUAGCAUCACCAUUUGGCUGUUUUUUGUGAGUGCUCAGGGAAUUUGGAAGUGUUUAAUUUAGUGCAAAAGUGGCUUUUUUAGAUUUCUUCAGUUGACCGCUAAAUUAGCAUUAGGAUAUUAUCAGGUAGAACAGGCCAGUUUCCUAAUGAGAUUGGUAAUGGUAUUUAUAAAGUGACAGUAGCUUUGUCCUCCUUUUCCCUCUGUUAUAUAUGGAAAAUUACUAACAGUGCUCCAUCAGAAGGGAGAAGAUAGGUUGAAAAUAAAGAUUUGCUAAUCCGUUCCAUCUUAUUUUCAUGCUUAUUUUUUCCCAUCCUGUUUCGAUUAUUUGAGAACUGGGUCACAAACCUCAAGAGAAAGGAAUAGAGGAGUUAAAUGUGCUUAUUAGUUAGACCAGCUGUCCUGUUGUCACAGGGACCAGGAGCUGUCAGAUGAGUUGCUGGGAGAAAGCACUACGGAUUUACACUCACAUGAGGUCAGCUGGUGAGGGCACUGGAGACUGACUAUGCAGUAUUCGAACAGUGCUGAAGAAUUACCUAGGGAGCCUUUCAUUCACCUCUUCCCCAUCCCAAGGUUCUGAAUGAAUUAGAUCCGUGGUGAGUCCCAGUAACGUAACUUUGCUUUAAAUUUUUAAAUGGUACUUGAAAAUAAGGUAACGUUGUUAAAUAUGAGGAGUGACUCUAAAAUUUGAACAGAACUGUUACUGUGUUUCAACUGUGUAUGCUAGAUCUACUUAAUUUCUUAGUUUUGAGGAUUACUUUAAAAACUAAAGUUCACAUAAAGCACUUAAAUCAAGCACCUAAUGAAAAUCCAAGGUAUAAUGCUUUCAGACUGAUAAAGAACUAUAUUAAACUGUUUGCUUCAGAUAGGUGAGUCUAUCUCACAUGACCUUCUAUAGGAGGUUAAAACAUUUACAUUUUGAAAUCUCUGUUUUCACAGUGUGGCUAAGGAGGAACUUGGAAAAUAAUACCAAUUUGCUGCUCCACUGCACUUUUUAUAUAUAGACUUUCUAAAGUUAUGCCUCAAACUGUUCAUUUACAUAAACUUAACUAGUAAAUAUUGUGUUCAGGGCCACUGUCUUGCACAGCUGAUUGGGCACUGUUCACAUAGAACACAAUUUAGAGUUAGACACAGUGUGCUCUGCUCAUUUCGCUAUUCAGAAUAUGCUGCCUAGGCUGGUGCUGUCGUUUUACAGUGUGAGAAUCUUAGUUCUGAUGACUGUGUGUGCAAGAUGUUGAUGUGAUCCCUGUAAGAAAUAAAAGAGUUGGUCUUGAUUUACUAAGGAGAUGUAAUAUUUUCUUUUCCCCUGACUUAUUACUAGGAGUACAUUAACUUGUUUCCUGAUUUGUUGCACAUCAUACUUUUGCAACGUUAAUGAGUUUAAAUAAAUUCAUUGGAAAGUU